Messenger RNA from Bombyx mandarina (wild silkworm), 5289 nucleotides. RefSeq lists its product as uncharacterized. The record is from RefSeq and is a predicted model, not a curated record. Gene Ontology annotation, biological process: regulation of transcription by RNA polymerase II. Lineage: Eukaryota; Metazoa; Arthropoda; Insecta; Lepidoptera; Bombycidae. Gene Ontology annotation, molecular function: RNA polymerase II cis-regulatory region sequence-specific DNA binding; DNA-binding transcription activator activity, RNA polymerase II-specific. Gene Ontology annotation, cellular component: nucleus.
CUCGCCGUGCGAGGUUGUCGUCAGCUCGAGAUGCGUUCGCUCACGAGCGCACGCUUUUACAUAUUACACAAAAAUUGUGCAUUCAGUGUUGAAUAAGACUGUUGAAUUGUGUUCAAAAAAUAAAUUCAAGUGAUCUGUGAGAGACUAGAUAGUGAGAUCGGACUAUUAAAAUUUCUGGCAUACAGAGACUGAUAUCGCGAAAAUAAUCCACCAUUGGGCGCCGUCGAGGACUUCCAUCCCGGGCGAUGCAGGGUGCAGCCAACGCACCCGCGCCCCCCGCGGCUGAACCACCGUCUUCGCAACAAAUCAAAACAGAGGACAUCAGCGAGGCUAAAAUCGAAGCCGACGAGGAAAUGGAUAAAGUGAAAAUUGAACAACAGGAAAUGAGGAAUCGUACGACUAGUAUCGACAGCGACAACCGUUCGGAUAGGAGCGACGAUGAGGACGUCAGAAGGGCGCGAAAGCGGGCCGCGUCCACUUCUCCUUCUCCCAUCCCGAUGGACAAGAGGGUCGCUCGCUUCGAGUGCCCGAAGUGCCGCCAGCGUUUCGAUUCGGUCAACGCUUUCGACAUUCAUCGGUUCACAGCGCACGGAGAUGAUUCAAGAACGGGCCACAACGAGGUUAGUCUCGUCGACUACUCGACAAAGAAGAUUCCAGAAAUCAUACGUGCCAGGAACCACGUCUCAUCGACCGAACAACGAUACAAAUGUGACGUGUGCUCGAGGGAUCUCCCCAAUAUUCAAGUAUUUGAGAUUCACAGGAAAACAUGCACACCGAAUCGUGGCUUGAGUCCGAUACGCGACAGACGAGAAGAAUUCUUGGCUAAUCUAGAUCUGCGGACCAAAUCGUUCGGGAUUCCGGGCACGUUGACGCCGCCGAUGGAGAGAUUUACAUCGAAGUUCGAAGACGGACAUCUCGCGACUAACGGUAUAAGACAUAUCGAUGCAGCUCGAGAUUUGGCAGAUAUUCAAUCGAUAUUGAACGUCACGUCUGCGGGGAGUCUUCUCGAGAGACUCACUGGUAACAGAGUAGCUUUAGAGAGCACUGUACUUACGCCUCCAGACACCGUCGUUAAAGAACGAGAGACUGAAGAGACACAGGAUAACUUUGCCGCUGAAUUCAGGAGGAUGAAGCUUCGGGGAGAGUUCCCUUGUCGCUUGUGUCCAGCUAAAUUUCCCAAUCUUAGAGCUUUAAAGGGCCAUAACAGAGUCCACCUAAGUGGAACAGGACCGGGCCCUUAUCAGUGCAACAUGUGUCCACACGCAUCUUUAGAUAAGGCGGCUCUUGUGAGACAUAUGAGGACACAUAACGGUGAUCGUCCAUAUGAGUGUGCGGUGUGUAAUUACGCGUUCACUACGAAAGCAAACUGCGAGAGACAUUUAAGAAACAGACACGCCAAAGUAACCCGUGAAGAUGUAAAACGCUCCAUCAUUUACCAUCCGUCCGAAGAUCCGAAUAAUGACGAAGUCAACUCGAAGCUCGCACGCGAUGAAGUCAAGAGAUCUCUCGCGUUCCACACCCCAGAUAUGGAUAGGCGAAAUGAGAGCACUGGUCGCGUGACUCCGCUAACUCAUUUUACGCCUAGUUUCAUUACCGAAAGACAUCCGGUCACAACACUUACAUCGAAAGCUUUACCGGAAGCGCCGCUUUUGCGCGAAUCAGACCGUCCCACGCCAAGGAUCAAAGUGAAAGGAAUCGGUCAGUUAAAUCAAAUCCCUGAAUUCAGAUCACCAGAACAAAAUUACAAAACCAAUGACGCUCAUUCCGAAACGUAUGAUGAAGAGGUCCCUGUUGACCUAAGCACGAGUGAUAAUAACAGUUGCGAUGUCCUUGAUCUUAGCAAAAAGAAACGCGACGCCGACGAUGAACGCAAAACCCCUGUACGCCCUACAUUCGAACCAGAUCCUGCGUCCGUUGCUGCUUCGGCAUUAGAAAAAACGAGACUACUCUUAGCCCAGCAAAGAUUAUUUGAAACGUCGCUCCCAAAAAUUGACCCAGCUUACUAUGCUACUCAUCUAUCUCAAAUAUACGCUGGUGCGGUACCAGGAAUUCCUGGGUUACCACUGCCCCCGUCUUUUCCUUACUUUCUUCAACCCUCGUUUUUCCCCCACCCCUCUGACACACAAGAACUUGCAGAGAUAAAGCAACGUAUUCAAAAAGAAAUCAUCCGUGGGCUGAGUAUGUCCGGUGGAAGGCUUAUUCCAAAUGAACAAGAAACUGUUCCUAAAGAAGAACCCGAGGAAGAAGAAGUAAAGCCAAUUCCACAAAUGUCAUCGCCUGCGCUGUCGCCUCACCCAGAAUCUCCCCGACCCCUGAGCAAUAACCUCGUCCCUCAGACAGACUCCGUAAAGAUGGUCAUUAAAAAUGGGGUGCUUAUGCCAAAACAGAAACAAAGACGCUAUCGUACAGAAAGACCAUUUUCUUGCUCACAGUGCUCUGCUAGAUUCACGUUGAGAUCUAACAUGGAAAGGCAUGUAAAACAACAGCAUCCCCAACACUGGAGUGUCCGUAGACCCGCUCAAAGAGGCCCCCCACCUUACACCUCUACGGACGCUUUGGCCGAUCGCGUUAAAUUCGCCCUUUUGGCUCAUCACCUUGAACGACCACUGCAGUCAGAGAGAUCGCCGGCGCGACGAGACUCUGAUGAAGUCGCCGAUAAUGAAGAAGAUGAGGACGACGCCCUAAUAAUUGACGAGGAAACGGAUGUGGAAACCAAGUCCGAAGAACACACUGCAGCCCGACAAGCAGCUGCCGAAAUACUGAUGGCUUCACGACAACAAGAGAUCAAUAAAGACUUUGAUCUUAAAAUAGCAGGCAAUUUAAUUAAUAAACCAGUUCCCAUAGCAGAGAAAACAGAAUCUGGACCCGACCCUACACCAGGACAAGAUUUGCUAACCGUUCCAGUUGUACCGACACGCAGUGACGAGGAGGAAGAUGAAGAAGGCCUGGUAGCUUCAACAAGCGAGGGAAAUAACUCGGGCAGCGACGAAAAUAAAUCUGAAUCUGAUGUCGCACAACCACCGAAAAAGAAAUCGGCGUACAGUCUCGCACCGAAUAGGGUCUCGUGCCCUUACUGCCAUAGAAAGUUCCCGUGGUCUUCGUCCCUCCGCCGUCACGUCCUCACUCACACGGGCCAGAAGCCGUUCAAGUGUCCCCACUGCCCUCUACUUUUCACCACCAAAUCGAAUUGUGACCGCCAUUUACUGAGAAAACAUGGGGGGUCAGCGCGUGCCAUACUCGCCGAGCCCAUACCGGACACCGUGAUGGCUCCCCAGCCCGCGAAUGAGAACAGGAGUGUUCCAGAGAGGCCUUUCAAAUGUACAUCAUGCCCAACCAGCACGUUCUCCUCUAUAGAAACUUUAAAGAAGCACAUGUCCUCUCGGCACGGGACCGAUUCGCGGCCGAGCUCGCCAAACCUGGAGAUUAUUGACGACAACUCUGAGAUGGGCCUCGCUUUCAAGUGUCAUUUGUGCGAGGCGUCCUUCGGCGACAGAAGCGGGGCCCUCGCGCAUUUGGCAGCCACACAUGCGACUGAAUACGAACAGCUGGUGAAUAAGGGGGCGUUGGAUGCGGCCAGCGACAGGAGUGAAAGCGCUGACGAUGACGACAGGGGCAAGUUUCCCGACCACGCUAAUCGAAAGGUAGUCUGCGCGUUUUGCGUCCGCCGCUUCUGGUCCGCUGAGGACCUGCGUCGCCACAUGAGGACGCACUCCGGCGAGAGGCCGUUCGCUUGUGACCUCUGCUGCAGAAGGUUCACCCUGAAGCACAGCAUGCUCCGUCACCGCAAGAAGCACAGGGAGGACCACACUGAUGACGAAGAGACUUCGCCUCCGAACACCCCAGUCGACAACGAAGCCAACGGGUAUCUGUACCGGGAGGACGCCGGAUCCGGACCGGAGACCCCGAGCAACGUGAACAACAACAACUCGCCGCCCUCCGGCCCCUACGAGAAGAAACUAAAGCUCGACAUGGUGUCGAGGAAGUACUCAUCGGAGGCCGAAAUCGAAGGCGAAAACGGAAGCGACCUCAUCGGGAAGCUACUGGGAAUCCCCGACAAGACCAUCAACAAACUGCUCUCAUCGGCCGACGAGGCAGCGAAAAUACUCGGAGUCAACAAAUGAGAGUACGCUUUAGUCCUCGUGGCUCCAGCCAGGCUCGUCCUGGCGCCGCGAGGACUAGCACUCCCGGUACAACUUCGAGCGCAACGUUAAAUCGAUGCGACGCCAUCUAUCAACGAGUAGCGGAACUAUUCGCUUUGUAAAUACGCUUUCGGUGCCUUCAGCUGCCUUAUUCAAAAUCCGAAUGCCGUCCGGUAGUGUCUUAUUGUUAGAUUUGGGUGAAAAAACAAACGAAGAUUUAAUGUUUAGUGCCAGUUACAAGUACAUUUAGUGUAUGACUAUUGUAGUUGUAAGUUUUACUCACAUAUUGUAUUUAGUGUUAGCCAGUUUUGUGAGCACACAUAUCUUUUGUAACGAGCAUUUCCAUCUAGUCGCGGCACGUAUAGAACGUAGUUCACCAUUACCUUUUCAAUCUUUAUAUUUAAAAAAAAAAUUAGCUCAACUUCUAUUUUCUGUGGUCAUGAAAUGGUGAAAUUCGUUUUCAAACUCACCGGCACAUGUAGUAUAAAACAAACAGCCAAAUAAACCUUUUUUUUUUUUAAUUUUCGCAAAUCCAAAAUUGUCUAGUCAAUAUUGAAACGAUUAAACUAAGCUAAUAUACCAAAAUAAGGAUUAGACUUUUUUUACAUUCAUAGUAUCCGGUCGGUCUUGUGUGACCAGCCUUCAACCAAUGAUAGCACUAAGUUUCGAUUAAGGAAAUUAAGCAUAAUCUUUUCGUAUCUUUCUUAAAGCACUAUCUUUUUUUAUUUCAACUCUAUUAGUUCGUUCGUAAACUCAAAAAAUUAUUUUGCUCAAAUCCAUGGCAUUUCUAUUGACAAAGACUAUUAAUAUAAAUAUGUUUUAAUGUGUGUAAAGACUAAGAUCUCUUUAAAAUAAGUGUACAUUUUUAUUUUUUUUAUUUUUUUAAACGAAUGAGUAUCCUCGGUGGACUAACGUUUACCAAAACGGGAAAGAUUAGUUUAAAGUAUUUUUUUUUUUACUUUUAUUUACGAAUUAAAGAGUUUUAUUUAGAUUUUAUUUUUUUAAUGGUGCAACAUUUCGUUUAUGGGUUUAAAACUCUUUAGGGUAGCUUUAGUAUAUAGUCUCCCUGUAAUAUGGGAAAGAGAUCAUACGCUAGAAUAUACCUAAGUCCGAACAUGCUUUGUAUAUUAUGAGAAUGCUAAAUAUAUAU